AUGGCCACUGCCCUGGCCGCUCUCAUCGCCGGCGCCGCCACCGUGCACCACAUACGGCAGCUCCACGCCCACCUCCUCACUUCCGGCCGCCUCCCUACUCUCGCUCCCAUCCUCCUCCGCCGCAUCAUUUCCCUGCCCUCCCCCAACCUCCACCUUGCGCUUGCGCAGCGCCUCCUCCUGUCCCUCCCGUCUCCGCCCCUGGAGCACUUCAACCUCCUGCUCCCCCCGCUCGCCUCCUCGCCUGAACCCUCCGCCGCAGCCUCCCUCUUCCUCCGCCUCCGCCGCGACGGCCUUCGCCCCGACGCGCACACGCUCCCGCACCUCCUAAAGGCCCUCUCGCGCCUUGCCCCUUGCUCCCUCCCCCUCGUCGCCUCCACGCACGCUGAGGCCAUCAAAGACGGCCUAGAAUACUCCGUUGUCUACGUACGGAACGCCCUCAUGGCCGCGUACUCAUCCUGCGGCCAACCGGCGCGCGCCAUGCAGGUGUUCGACGAAAUGCCGCGCCGGACCGUGGUGUCCUGGAACACGGCGCUCACCGCGUGCGUCGACAACGACUGCCACGACCGGUGCGCCGGCCUCUUCGCAGCGAUGGUAGAAGCUGGGUUCGAGCCUGACCAGACAACGUUCGUGUGCAUGCUGUCCGCCGCCGCGGAGCUGGGCAACUUGCCGCUCGGCAAGUGGGCGCACGGGCAGGUCGUCGCCCGGCGGCUCGACAUGACGCUUCAGCUCGGCACGGCGGCGGUCAACAUGUACGCGAAGUGCGGCUUGGUACGCUACGCGUGGCGCCUGUUCGAGAGGAUGCCCGCACGGAAUGUCCGGACCUGGAGCGCGAUGAUCCUGGGGUUUGCGCAGAACGGGUUAGCCUGGGAAGCGCUGAAGCUGUUCGAGAGGAUGAAGGGUGCAUCAGUCGCGCCCAAUUACGUCACAUUUCUCGGCCUGCUCUGCGCAUGUAGCCAUGCUGGGCUGGUCGACGAGGGGCGUCGGUUCUUCCGCGAGAUGCGGCAUGUGUACGGGAUUGAGCCGAUGAUGAGACACUACAGCGCCAUGGUUGAUGUCCUAGGGCGCAACGGUCGCCUCCAGGAAGCUUAUGACUUUGUUAUGGACAUGCCUGUCGAGGCUGACCCGGUUGUCUGGAGGACAUUGUUGGGCGCCUGCCAGCUGCACAGCUCCAAGGACUGCAUUGGCAUCGUCAGCAAGGUGCAGGAGAGGUUGCUUGAGCUGGAGCCCAGGAGAAGCGGGAACUAUGUGAUGGUCGCCAACAUCUACUCCGACAUUGGGUCGUGGGACGAGGCGGCCAAGGCGAGGAGGGUGAUGAGGGAAGGAGGGAUGAAGAAGAUGGCAGGGGAGAGCUGCGUCGAGGUCGGGGGACUGCUGCAUCGUUUCAUCUCCGGGGACGAUUCUUGCCCGGACUAUCAUGGGGCCUGUAGCACUGUCCAGGAACUCAAUCUCAACAUGAGAAAGUGUGAACCCAUUGACGGGAUUUUGCUUAUUGAUUCUGAAUGA
Messenger RNA from Lolium rigidum, 1503 nucleotides. RefSeq names its product pentatricopeptide repeat-containing protein At2g36730-like. Lineage: Eukaryota; Viridiplantae; Streptophyta; Magnoliopsida; Poales; Poaceae. The transcript has a single exon. The record is from RefSeq and is a predicted model, not a curated record. The coding region runs from base 1 to 1503 and encodes 500 amino acids. Gene Ontology annotation, biological process: RNA modification. Gene Ontology annotation, molecular function: protein binding; RNA binding.